Danio rerio (zebrafish) is the source of this 3364-nucleotide messenger RNA. NCBI's taxonomy places the organism in Eukaryota, Metazoa, Chordata, Actinopteri, Cypriniformes, Danionidae. The record is from RefSeq and is a predicted model, not a curated record.
CAAUGCUCAACUAAUAUUUGAAGUAGUUGCUCUCCUAGCAGGAGAAAUGUAUAAUAAUGUUUUGUUAAUCGUGACACUACAGUGUAUCAUCACGCGUUUGUAUGUUGUGUAUGGGAACCGUUUAGGUAGCUGCAUCCUCCAAGGUGACCCUCAGCCUCCUGUUCUCUUCGACGAAGGAGACUUUAUUAUUGGAGGUGCUUUUAGCAUCCAUUACUAUUUGAGGACAGAAAAGCACACCUAUACUAUGCGGCCACAAUCAUUAGAGUGCAGUGGCAGCAUGGACUUCAGAGAGCUGCGCUUUGCCCGUGUCUUGCAGUUCGCCAUCCAAGAGAUCAACAACAGCUCCGAUCUCUUGCCGGGCAUUACAUUAGGGUACCGCAUAUAUGACUCUUGUGGCUCUGUGCCAAUGGCAGUCAAGUUGUCAUUUCAGCUUGCCAACGGAUUAGAUCUCAUAUUUAACGACAAUGAUUCUUGUUCGAAAUCUGCUGCGGUUGCCGCACUAGUCGGAGAAUCUGGCUCCACGCCUUCUAUAAGCAUUUCAAGGCUUUACGGUCCUUUUGGCAUUCCCCAGGUGAGUCAUUACGCUACAUGCGCGUGUCUCAGUGACAAGCGACAGCACCCAACUUUCUUCAGGACCAUCCCCAGUGAUCACCAUCAAGCGGCCGCACUGGCACGGAUGGUCAAGCGCUUUGGGUGGACGUGGAUUGGGGCUGUGCGCAGUGAUUCAGACUACGGGAAUAAUGGCAUGGCAUCAUUCCUGAAAGCAGCAGAGGAGGAGGGAAUUUGUGUGGAAUAUUCUGAGGCCUACUACAGGACCCAACCGCGCAGCAAAUUGAUGAGAGUCGCUGAUGUCAUCCGAAGAUCAACGGCUCGUGUCAUUGUUGCUUUCAUGGCUUCAGGAGAUAUGAGACUUCUGUUAGAAGAGUUGAGCCAACAGCCUCUUCCUCCGAUGCAAUGGAUCGGCAGCGAGGCGUGGUUUACAGAUCCAGAAAUGUUGCGCUUUAAUAUGUGUAUUGGUGGUGUGGGUUUCGCAAUCCCGCGGUCAGUUAUCCCUGGCUUUCGUACGUUUCUACUUGACCUGUCUCCACAGCGCGCAAUGAAAUUCCCACUGCUGACAGAAUUCUGGGAAAGCUCAUUUAGUUGUAGUCUAAAACAGCAGACAGGUCCUUCUACUGGCAUGCCCGCGUGUGAUGGCACAGAGGACCUUGGCAGGUUAAAGAACCCGUAUACAGACACGUCCCAGUUGCGCAUCUCUAACAUGGUGUACAAAGCCACAUACGCUAUAGCUCAUGCACUCCAUGGCAUUAUCUGUAAUGAAAAGAAGUGCAACAAAAACAUCAAGAUUGAGCCACGAGAGGUUCUUGAUAAGCUCAAACAAGUGAAGUUUUCUAAAAAUAAUUAUUCUGUUUCGUUUGAUGCUUAUGGAGACCCUGUGGCCGUGUAUGAGCUUGUGAACUGGCAGCUUCAAAAAGAUGGUUCAAUUGAUUUUGUAACAGUGGGUAAAUAUGAUUCUUCCCAGCCCAAAGGCAAAGAAUUCAGCCUGAGCAGAGCUAUCAUUUGGUAUGAUGGCACUGAAGAGGUGCCUGUGUCUGUGUGCAGUGAAAGCUGUCCACCGGGUACACGGAAAGCUGUCCAAAAAGGAAGACCUGUCUGCUGUUAUGACUGCAUUAAUUGUGCCGAUGGAGAAAUCAGCAAUGAUACAGAUUGUUUGGAUUGUCAUGAAUGUCUCUCAGACUACUGGCCCAAUAAUGAGAAGAACAAGUGUCUCCGCAAACCAGUGGAGUUUCUGUCUUGGGAUGAGAUCCUUGGAAUUAUUCUGGCUGCUUUUUCUGUUGCUGGCUCUUUAGUGGCUUUAAGUAUGGCUUUAGUGUUCUAUAAAAACAGGGCUUCUCCAAUAGUGAGAGCCAACAACUCUGAGCUGAGCUUCCUGCUGCUCUUCUCACUGACUCUGUGUUUCCUCUGUUCACUCACUUUCAUCGGUCAGCCCACUGAGUGGUCCUGUAUGUUGCGUCACACAGCUUUUGGGAUCACUUUUGUCCUCUGCAUCUCUUGCGUUCUGGGGAAAACAAUAGUGGUGUUAAUGGCCUUCAAAGCUACACUUCCAGGAAGUAAUGUCAUGAAAUGGUUUGGGCCUUCUCAACAGAGACUCAGCGUUUUUGGUUUCACUCUUGUACAGAUUAUUAUUUGUGUGCUUUGGUUAACAAUAUCUCCACCGUUUCCUUACAAGAAUAUGCAGCACUACAAAGACAAGAUCAUUCUAGAAUGCAGUUUAGGGUCAGCUGUUGGUUUCUGGGCUGUGCUGGGUUACAUAGGCCUCCUAGCUUUCCUAUGUUUUGUUUUAGCUUUUCUGGCCCGGAAGCUGCCUGAUAACUUUAAUGAGGCUAAAUUCAUCACCUUCAGUAUGCUCAUAUUCUGUGCAGUAUGGAUCACAUUUGUUCCAGCUUAUGUCAGUUCUCCAGGGAAAUUUACUGUGGCUGUAGAGAUUUUUGCCAUUUUAGCUUCAAGCUUUGGUUUGAUUCUCUGUAUUUUUGCUCCUAAGUUUUUCAUUAUUAUAUUUCGACCAGAACGGAACACCAAAAAACACAUAAUGGGUAAAGUACCAUCAAAAGCCCUUUAAGUCACUCAUUGCUUCUGAGGUGCACACUCUGAUUAAUUUUGAACAUUGUAUUCUGGGAAUUAAGCGUAUAGGUUUCUGAUUCUACUGUUUGUGCUGUAUGUGCAAAUAAAUUAAAUUCAUAUACUUAGAAGAUGAAAAUUUUAUUAAAAGACUAGAUUAGUUAUUUUCCGAAUUGUGUGGAUGUGUGGAGUAACCUCUUGUGUAGCUGUGGAAACUUAACACAGUUAAUUCCAUGUUGUUGUUUUUGUUUUACACAAUAUUUUGGGUUGUCUUGAUAUGCAGUAAUGUUCAAAAUCCACAAUAACUAAUAAAAAAAACUCCAAAAUGUCACAGUCACCAGCAAUCUAGCACAUGCAGAAAUCUGGAGGACUACAAAUCUGUCAGCAAAAGAGCUACAAUAUACAGUCAUGCACCGCUCACACACCUGUUCCCGGUUCCAUUAAUUACACACACACAGCUAGACGAUCGUUAUGAACUGAUUACAGGGACUAUAUACACAGCACACACGCACACCUCAGGGCUGUGUCUUAAUUAACUGUGUGUGACAUUACGAUGUGGUUUCCUUUGCCUUGCCCUACUGUGUUUGACCCAUGCUUUGUUUUGUUUGUUUAUUUAUGUUGUCUGCUGCCUGCCUUUGACUAUGUGCCUGUUUUUUGACCACGACUUGCCCGUAUACUUAUGUUUGUUCCUGCGUUAGCCAUUGCUUGCCUGACCAUUCUCAUAAUAAAUCCUGCAUUUGGAUCUACA